This is a messenger RNA of Bursaphelenchus xylophilus (pine wood nematode), 1000 nucleotides long. The record is from the annotation of a GenBank genome assembly. NCBI's taxonomy places the organism in Eukaryota, Metazoa, Nematoda, Chromadorea, Rhabditida, Aphelenchoididae.
AUGGAUCAGCUCUGCCAAGAGUUCGAAAUGAUGACGCUAACUGAGGAUGAAAGCGACGUAAGCUUCAUUUUUUGUUUUUUUUUUAUUUUUUUAUUUUUUCUUUGUUUUUUAUAUUUUUUCUGUUUUUAGUUCGCGCACCUAAGUGCGCGACUUGUGGCGCGGUUCUCAGAUUGUAGCAAUCUGGAACAGCUUCGGCAGGAAAUACGCCGCAAUUUUUAUACGGAGUAUUACUCCAUCAUAUAUGGCGAGGCCAGUGAGGCUUCAAAAGAGGCGGCGGACCAGCUCCGUCUCUGUUUCGUCUCUGGUCUUUGGACAAAAGGCAUGCAUUCUUCAUCUUCUUCACAAGGACCAGAAGGACCAGACAAAUCAUGUUUUUUUUGACAGAAUAAAACAACAAUUGAAAUUUUUUUUUUUUAACUAAUCGUCGCAAUCAUUGUUUGAAAUCUUUACUACUCGACAUUGCCAACAUUUGUUCACCCAAUUAAUCCUGAGCAAAUGAAGCUAACAUCGAAAUAAAAUUAUAUAUUGAAUUUGAUCUUACCGUGAAGAAGAAAACAAGGAUUCCAAGGAUUAAGGGUCAGAACUUGAUGGAGGAGUUCAAGAAACAAUUUUCAUCGAGCGAGGCUACCAAAAGAGCCGCGGAGAAGCUCUAAAAGUAUUUUGAACAAUUACGAGAGACGUAUGACGUAAGAGUUUCAAUAACGAUCCAUACACCAAAGGCGGAGCCAAUCUAUCUGUCUUGACAGAGAUUUUCUAUAGAAAGAAUGAAUGAUUGGAUGGUUUCAAGGUAUACAAGGCCGAGAGGGCUGGACCCAUGCUAUUAGUCCCGGAAUUCAUCCCACUAAAACAUAAUCGCAUGGGACGUUACGAGGCCUUACCAGAGGUCGGAAUUCCUAUGCUGUUCGGCCCAACUCCAGAAUAUUUGGACCAACUGUCAACUUUUCCGAAUUCUUCGCACCAUCUGCUUCUGAUACCUCAACUUCAAAUCAUGCAGGAAUAG